CAACUCUUCUACAAGCUUCAGAAUCUUUCAUCUCUCUCAAAUUUCUCGAAACAUAUCAUUUUUUUUCAGUCAAAGUCAAACAUGGCUAGUAACUCUCAUAAGCUCCAUGUUAUGUUCUUCCCUAUCAUGGCUCAUGGUCACAUGAUACCAACUCUAGACAUGGCUAAGCUAUUCUCCAGCAGAGGAGCCAAGUCCACUAUUCUAACCACACCUCUCAACGCUAAGAUCCUCCAGAAACCCAUCGACAUAUUCAAGAACCUCAAUCCGAGUCUCCAAAUCGAGAUCCAGAUUUUGGAUUUUCCUUGCGUCCAGCUCGGGUUACCAGAAGGAUGCGAAAACGCUGACUUCUUCACCUUAACCAACAACAGUGAUGAUAGACGCGCCAUGAUCUCCAAAUUCUUUUUGGCGACCAGGUUUUUCAAAGACCAGCUUGAGAAGCUCCUCGAGACCAGGAGACCAGACUGUCUUAUCGCCGACAUGUUCUUCCCGUGGGCUACUGAAGCUGCUGAGAAGUUCCAUGUGCCAAGACUUGUGUUCCACGGCACUGGCUACUUCUCUUUAUGCGCUAGUUAUUGCAUCAGAGUGCAUAACCCACAGAAGAGAGUAGCUACAAGUAGCGAGCCAUUUGUGAUCCCUGAUCUCCCUGGGAACAUUGUGAUAACUCAAGGACAGAUCUUAGACCGUGGUGAAGACACCGAGAUGGGGAAGUUUAUGACCGAGGUUUUAGAAUCAGAAGCGAAGAGCUCAGGUGUUGUUGUGAACAGCUUCUACGAGCUUGAACCUGACUAUGCUGAUUUUUACAAGAGUAGUGUAGCAAAGAGAGCGUGGCAUAUUGGUCCGCUCUCGGUUCACAACAGAGGAUUUGAGGAGAAGGCUGAGAGAGGAAAGAAAGCAAGCAUUGAUGAAGCUGAAUGCCUCAAGUGGCUUGACUCCAAGAAACCAGAUUCAGUCGUUUACAUUUCAUUUGGGAGCGUGGCUAACAUCAAGAACGAGCAGUUGAUUGAGAUAGCUGCAGGUUUAGAAGCUUCUGACACAAGUUUCAUCUGGGUUGUCAGGAAAAAUGGUGAAAACACAGGUGACAAAGAAGAGUGGUUACCAGAAGGGUUUGAAGAGAGGGUCAAAGGGAGAGGAAUGAUAAUUCGAGGAUGGGCUCCACAGGUUCUGAUACUUGACCACCAAGCAACCGGUGUGUUCGUGACCCAUUGCGGCUGGAACUCGCUUCUUGAAGGAGUGGCUGCAGGGCUUCCGAUGGUGACGUGGCCGGUUGGAGCUGAGCAGUUCUACAACGAGAUAUUGGUAACGCAAGUGCUCAGAACUGGAGUGAGCGUGGGAAGUAACAAGCAUGCGAUUAUGGGAGAUUUCAUUAGCAGAGAGAAUGUGGAGAAAGCGGUGAAGGAGGUACUGGCUGGGGAAGAAGCUGAGGAGAUGCGUAGCCGGGCAAAGAAGCUUGCCGAGAUGGCUAAAGCGGCCGUGGAGGAAGGAGGGUCUUCUUUUAACGACAUAAGCAACUUCAUGGAAGAGUUUAGCUCGUGAUUUUGAGUUGUAUACUCCUGAAAUCUAAGCAAAUCAUCAAUUCUGAGUCAGUGUGUGCGAAAAUCAUAUGAAGUUGUGUCUAGAAACUUUCUGUAAGUUCUUUAAGGUUCGGUCUUUUCGUGAGUUGUUGAUGAAACCACUAUGAUGUAAGAAGCUCAAUCACAUGCUGACACAUGUCUGACAGAACUUCAAUACGUUUUGGUCUUUGUUAUGGUAAUAAGAGUACACUUGUGCUACAAUAAAUUUU
This is a messenger RNA of Brassica oleracea var. oleracea, 1780 nucleotides long. RefSeq names its product UDP-glucosyl transferase 73B2-like. The record is from RefSeq and is a predicted model, not a curated record. The transcript is spliced from 2 exons. Bases 82 to 1533 code for a protein of 483 amino acids. Gene Ontology annotation, molecular function: UDP-glycosyltransferase activity. Lineage: Eukaryota; Viridiplantae; Streptophyta; Magnoliopsida; Brassicales; Brassicaceae.